This is a messenger RNA of Tupaia belangeri chinensis (Chinese tree shrew), 6599 nucleotides long. RefSeq names its product nucleoporin 214 (gene NUP214). Gene Ontology annotation, molecular function: structural constituent of nuclear pore; protein binding. The coding region runs from base 98 to 6376 and encodes 2092 amino acids. Gene Ontology annotation, cellular component: nuclear pore. The record is from RefSeq and is a predicted model, not a curated record. NCBI's taxonomy places the organism in Eukaryota, Metazoa, Chordata, Mammalia, Scandentia, Tupaiidae. The transcript has 36 exons. Gene Ontology annotation, biological process: RNA export from nucleus; protein import into nucleus.
CUGAGGGAAGGAAGUUGGCUUCGGAGCGGCCUAGGCGGUAAGGGCAAGGCCGCGCGGGCGGCAGCGUGGGCUGCUUGGACGAACGAAGGGCGGCACGAUGGGAGACGAGAUGGAUGCCAUGAUCCCGGAGCGGGAGAUGAAGGAUUUCCAGUUUAGGGCAUUGAAGAAAGUGAGAAUCUUUGAUUCCCCUGAGGAGUUGCCCAAAGAACGCUCGAGUCUGCUUGCCAUCUCCAACAAGUAUGGUCUCGUCUUUGCUGGUGGAGCCAAUGGGUUGCAGAUUUUUUCAACCAAAAAUCUUCUUAUUCAAAACAAACCUGGAGACGAUCCCAAUAAAAUAGUUGAUAAAGUCCAAAGCUUGCUAGUGCCUAUGAAAUUCCCCAUACAUCAUCUGGCCCUGAGCUGUGACAACCUCACACUCUCUGUGUGUAUGAUGUCUAGUGAAUACGGUUCCAUCAUUGCUUUUUUUGAUGUCCGCACCUUCUCAAAUGAGUCUAAGCCGCAGAAACGCCCAUUUGCCUAUCAUAAGCUUUUGAAAGAUGCUGGAGGCAUGGUGAUUGAUAUGAAGUGGAACCCCACCGUACCCUCCAUGGUGGCAGUUUGUCUGGCUGAUGGCAGUAUCGCUGUCCUACAAGUCACAGACAUGGUGAAAGUGUGUGCAACUCUCCCUUCCACAGUUGCAGUAACGUCUGUGUGUUGGAGCCCCAAAGGGAAGCAGCUUGCAGUGGGAAAACAGAACGGAACUGUGGUGCAGUAUCUUCCUACCUUGCAAGAAAAAAAAGUUAUUCCUUGUCCUCCGUUUUAUGAGUCAGAUCAUCCUGUCAGAGUUCUGGAUGUGCUGUGGAUUGGUACAUAUGUCUUCACAAUCGUGUAUGCUGCUGCAGAUGGGACCCUGGAAACGUCCCCAGAUGUGGUGAUGGCUCUUCUACCGAAGAAGGAAGAGAAGCACCCUGAGAUCUUCGUGAACUUCAUGGAGCCGUGCUAUGGCAGCUGCACGGAGAGGCAGCACCAUUACUACCUCAGCUACGUAGAGGAGUGGGAUUUAGUGCUGGCAGCAUCUGCAGCCUCAACUGAAGUUAGCAUCCUCGCUCGACAAAGUGAUCAGAUUAAUUGGGAGUCUUGGCUCCUGGAGGAUUCUAGUCGAGCAGAACUGCCUGUGACAGACAAGAGUGAUGACUCCUUGCCCAUGGGAGUUGCCAUUGAUUACACUAACCAAGUGGAAGUUGCCCUCAAUGACGAGAAGACUCUUCCUCCUGCUCCAGUUCUCAUGUUACUUUCAACAGAUGGUGUGCUUUGUCCAUUUUAUAUGAUCAAUCAGAAUCCUGGGGUUAGGUCUCUCAUCAAGGCACCAGAGCGGCUCUCAUUAGAAGGAGAGCGACAGCCCAAGUCAUCAGGAAGUACUCCCACUACCCCAACCUCCUCUCAAGCCCCACAAAAACCAGAUGCUUCAGCAGCUGUAGCCCCAGCCUCUCUUCCGUCUUCAUCACCUGCUGCGCCCAUCUCCGCCUUCCCUUUGCCUCCUGCUGGUGGUGCCCCUGCUGUGUUCUCCUUUGGGUCUUCAUCCUUGAAGUCAUCUGCUUCUGUCACUGGGGAGCCCCCUCCAUAUUCUAGUGGCUCUGACAGUUCCAAAGUAUCCCUGGGCUCUGGUGCUUCUACCUUCACUUUUGCUUCCCCUUCUAAAGCCUCCCUAGCCUCCACCCCUGCAGUGUCUCCCAUGGCUCCAUCAGCUGCCUUCUCCUUUGGAUCAUCGAGUUUCAAGCCUACCCUGGAAAGCACUCCAUUACCAAGUGCAUCUGCGGCAAAUCUAGGAAUGAAGCUCUCCUUUCCACCCUCAGCCCCUGCAGUGAAGGUCAACCUUGGUGAAAAGUUCACUGCUGUGGCCACCUCUGCUCCUGGGAACAGCUCCCAGAGCACACCCUCCAUGCUGCCCUUCUCUUCCACCUCCAAGCCAGCUGCCUCGGGGCCACUCAGCCACCCCAUGCCCCUCUCGGCAUCAUCUGGUUCCUUGCCGUUGAAGUCUUCAGUUUCUACCUCACCAUCAGGGCGAUCUGCUCAGGGGAGUCCAAGCCCAGUGCCCUCAAUGGUCCAGAAGUCACCUAGGAUAACUCCUCCAGUGACAAAAUCAAGCUCUCCUCAGGCGAAGUCACUUCAGCCUCCUGUUUCAGAAAAGCAAGGACAUCAAUGGAAGGAUUCGGAUCCUGUGAUGGCUGGGAUUGGGGAGGAGAUUGCACACUUUCAGAAGGAGCUGGAGGAGCUUAAAGCACGCACUUCCAAAGCCUGUUUCCAAGUGGGUACUUCCGAGGAGUUGAAGACGCUGCGGACAGAGUCAGAUGACCUACACACCUUUCUUUUGGAGAUUAAAGAGACCACUGAGUCUCUUCAUGGGGAUAUAAGUACCCUGAAAACAACUUUGCUUGAGGGCUUUGCUGGUGUUGAAGAAGCCAGAGAACAAAAUGAAAGAAAUCGAGACUCUGGAUAUCUCCAUUUACUGUAUAAGAGACCCCUGGAUCCCAAGAGUGAAGCUCAGCUCCAGGAAAUUCGGCGCCUCCACCAAUAUGUGAAAUUUGCUGUUCAAGAUGUGAAUGAUGUCCUGGACUUGGAGUGGGAUCGACAUCUGGAACAGAAAAAAAAACAAAAGCGCUUGCUUGUGCCAGAGCGAGAGACACUGUUUAACACUCUUGCCAACAAUCGAGAGAUCAUCAACCAGCAGAGGAAGAGGUUGAACCACCUGGUGGACACCCUCCAGCAGCUCCGUCUGUACAAUCACACUUCCCAGUGGAGCCUUCCCACCUCCAUUCCUUCCCAGAGCAGCACUCACAGUUUUGACAGCGACCUGGAAAGCCUGCGCAAUGCUUUGUUGAAAACCACCAUAGAAUCUCAUGCCAAACCCUUACCCAAAGUACCAGCUAAACUGUCCCCUGUGAAACUGGCACAACUGAGAAACUUCUUGGCCAAGAGGAAGACCCCACCUGUGAGGUCCACUGCUCCAGCCAGCCUGUCUCGGUCAGCCUUCCUAUCUCAGAGAUACUAUGAAGACUUGGAUGAAGUCAGUUCGACCUCUUCCAUCUCCCAGUCUCUGGAGAGUGAAGAUGCCCGGGCGUCCUGUAAGGAGGAGGAGGCAGUGGUCCAGGUCCCUCGGCAUGCCCCUGUGGUUCGCACUCCCUCCAUCCAGCCCAGUCUCCUGCCCCAGGCGAUGCCUCUUGCUAAAUCUCAGCUGAUUCAAGGCCCUUCUCCUGGUGUGAUGGGAACGUCAAUGUCUACAUCUGCUAGCAAAAUGAUCCCUCAAGGGGCUGAUAGCACAAUGCUUGCCACAAAGACGGUGAAGCAUGGCGCACCCAGCCCCUCCCACCCCAUCUCGGCUCCCCAGGCAGCUGCUGCCGCGGCGCUGAGACGGCAGAUGGCCAGUCAGGUGCCAGCUGUAAGUACUUUGACUGAAUCGACUUUGAAGACUGUCCCUCAAGUGGUAAAUGUGCAGGAAUUGAAGAGUAAUCCUUCAGCUCCUUCUGCUACGAUGGGUUCUUCAGUGCCGUACUCUGCAGCUAAAACACCUCACCCCGCGUUGACGCCUGUGGCUGCCAACCAAGCCAAGCAGGGGUCUCUAAUAAAUUCACUAAAGCCGUCGGGGCCCUCACCAGCAUCCAGUCAGUUGUCCUCUGGUGACAAAGCUUCAGGGCUGGGGUCAGCCAGGUUGGAGACCACUGUGACUUCCACCCCGUCUGCUGUUGGGCACUUCAACAAGCCUUUCUCGUUUUCUCCAUCGGGGACUGGCUUUAAUUUUGGGGUAAUCACACCAACACCAUCUUCUAACUUCACCACUGCACAAGGGGCAGCACUACCUACUAAAGAGUCCAGCCAACUCGACACGUUCUCAUUUGGCGGGGGAGGCAAACCUUUCUAUGAGCCCGUUCCCGAAAGCUCUCCUCCCUCAGGAAUCGCAUCGGCAGCCAACACCGCAUGCACCACCGUCGCUCCUCCAGGAGAGCCUGCUCCGUCUGGCAGCAGACCUGUGGCACCUUCUGGCAACGCUCUUUCCACCACCUCGAGCAAGCUGGAGGCUCCACCGUCCAAGUUGGGAGAGUUCCUCUUUCCAAGUUCUUUAGCUGGAGAGACGCUAGGAAGUUUUUCAGGACUGCGGGUUGGCCAGGCGGACGACUCCACAAAGCCAGCCAGUAAGGCUUCGCCCACAAGCCUCAGCAGUGCCCAACCAAUCAAGACUUCGAGCAUGCCCUCAGGCUUUAGUUUUCCUGGCCCUCAGGUGCCAGGAAAGCAUUCGGAGCCCCCCGUGACCUCCUCCGUGGUUGCCACCACGGUAGCACUACCAGCAGCCACCAGCACAAGCACUGGCAGCUCCUCGGCUAGUGUUUUUGGCACUCUGCCACUCACCAGCACGGGCUCCUCUGGGGUGAUGAGUUUUGGUGGGGCAUCUCUAAGCACUAGCAAGACUAGCUUUUCAUUUGCAAGCCAGCAGACCAGUCCAGCGCCCCCAUCUGCCCCACCAUCAUCUACAACUGCCUCUCCCCUUCCAGCAUCGUUCCCCACAUUGUCAUUUGGUGGCCUCCUGAGUUCACCUCCUGCUUCCUCCCUGCCUGUGUCCUCUGGCAAAAGCACAGAGGAAGCCACAUCAUCUGCGUCACCUGAGAAGCCAGGCAGCAGUGAGGUCCCAUCACCAGCGUCAUUGUUUUUAGGGCAGCCGCAGGCGGCCCAGCUUCCCCAGGCGACUCUGCAGACUCCUGACUCUGUUAAGAAAGAACCUGUUCUUGCCCAGCCUGCAGGCAGCAGCCCUGGCACUGCAGCAUCUAGUCCCAGUCUUCUAGCACCUUCCACUGAGGCCACUCAGGCAGACAUCAAGACAGAGGCAGUGUCUUCUUCCACCUUUUCCGUGCCUGGGCAGCCUGCCGUUACAGCAGCUCCAAUCACAAGUGCAGGCCCUGUGGCCAUCGAAGCAUCAAGUGCCCCCACAACCUCCAGCGCAGCUUCCAGUGUUGCUCCAGGCCCAGCCGCAGAGACGGCCAUGUUUGGGACUAUCACUUCUGGCUCAUCAGUCUUUACUCAGCCACCUGCUGCCAGUUCUAGCUCAGCUUUCAGUCAGCUCACCAACACAGCCACUGCCCCCUCCACUGCCCCUGUGUUUGGGCAGGUGGCAGCCAGCACUGCUCCAAGCCUGUUUGGGCAGCAGACAGGCAGUGUAGCUAGCACGGCAUCUGCCACGCCGCAGGCCAGCAGUUCAGGGUUUGGCAGUCCGGCUUUUGGCACCUCUACCCCAGGGGUCUUUGGACAGACUGCCUUUGGUCAAGCUCCAGCCUUUGGGCAGUCAACAAGCAGCCCCACAAGUGGCUUCUCCUUCAGUCAGCCUGGGUUCAGUUCUGUGCCUGCUUUUGGUCAGUCUGUCUCAUCCACCCCCACAUCCACCAGUGGGAAUGUGUUUGGUGCCUCCUCGAGUACCAGUAGCUCCGGUUCCUUCUCGUUUGGACAGUCUUCUGCCAGCACUGGAGGCCUGUUCGGCCAGAGCAACCCUCCUGCUUUUGGUCAGAGUCCUGGCUUUGGGCAGGGAGGCUCUGUGUUUGGAGGGACCUCAGCCGCUACCACAACAGCAGCAUCCUCUGGUUUUAGCUUCUGUCAAGCUUCAGGUUUUGGGUCCAGUAAUACUGGUUCUGUGUUUGGUCAGGCAGCCAGUACUGGUGGAGCAGUCUUCGGCCAGCAGUCAUCCUCUUCCAGUAGUAGCGUGUUUGGGUCUGGAAGCACUGCAAGAGGGGGAGGUUUCUUCAGUGGCCUCGGAGGGAAACCCAGCCAGGAUGCAGCCAACAAAAACCCAUUCAGCUCAGCCAGCGGGGGCUUCGGAUCUACAGCCACCCCAAAUACCUCCAGCCUGUUCGGGAACAGUGGGGCCAAGACGUUUGGUGGCUUUGGCAGCUCAGCAUUUGGAGAGCAGAAGCCUGCUGGAACUUUCAGUGCUGGAGGAGGAAGUGUGGCGUCCCAAGGCUUCGGAUUUUCUACCCCCAAUAAAACAGGUGGCUUCGGUGCUGCUCCAGUGUUUGGCAGCCCUCCUACUUUUGGGGGGUCCCCUGGGUUUGGAGGGGUGCCAGCAUUCGGUUCAGCCCCAGCCUUUACAAGCCCUCUGGGCUCGACGGGAGGCAAAGUGUUCGGAGAGGGUACUGCAGCGGCCAGCGCAGGAGGAUUCGGGUUUGGCAGCAGCAGCAACACCACAUCCUUCGGCACCCUCGCCAGUCAGAACGCACCAACUUUUGGGUCACUGUCACAGCAGACGUCUGGUUUUGGGACCCAGAGCAGCGGAUUCUCUGGUUUCGGCUCAGGCACCGGAGGCUUCAGCUUUGGAUCAUCUAACUCGUCUGUCCAGGGGUUUGGUGGCUGGAGAAGCUGAGUGGUUGUUGGAGUUCGCUGCAGUCCUGUGACCUCUGCAUUUUCUGCUCCUCUUCCCCAAGAAACACUGGAGCAAGCUGGUAAAAUGGACGUUCUCACUGAAACACACCCCAGGAGAGAAACAGGAGAACCACGGCUCCAGAGACACCGAGUGCUUGUUUUGUUUUGUUACGUUUUGUGUGGGGUUCCCCUGCUAUUAAACUGUUCGGUCUUUUCCAAGCGUA